AUGUAUGUGAAAGAGUCAUACGAUGUGCUGAACAAAACAGUUGAUAGAUUGAAAAAGACGAAUUCAGAAAUCGAAAAUGCAAUGGAGAAAAUGAGCUCAACAUUGAUGAUGAAGCAGAAGGUCAUCAAUGAGUAUAUUGAAGACUGUGCUAAGCUCAAGCAGGAGUUAGAACUUCAAAAGAUUGAGAGUCUAGAGGCACUCAAAGAGGAAAAGACUGAAGAUACUAACACUGACAAAGAGAUCUUAAAAGCUAAAGCUUUUGUUGCUCAAAUUGUUAAAGAUAAUAGUGAUGAUUAUCUUACUGAUGAUUAUUGGUCAGAGAAAAUAAGAAAGUAUUUAGCAAAGAAAGAUGAAAAUGUUGAAGAAGAAGUUCGUGAGAUAAAGAAGCAGGAUAAAGAAAUUCCAGUAUUUGAGGUUAAAAAGGAAGCUGUUGCAGAAAAAGUGUCUGAAAAUUGUGAAAACUGUGAGACUAUGAAGAAGCAAAAUAGUGAAUUGAUUCACAACUUGAACAGGAUGAAAGAAUCAUAUGAUGUCUUAAGCAAAGCAAUGAAUCAAUACAACGAGUCAAGCAGUGAACAAGCUACAUCAAUGAAGACACUUAAAGGAGCGAUUUAUCCUAUAGUGGAAGUGGAAGACAUGAAGACAUUUGAAGAAGAAAAAUUUGAAGAGAAGGAUUCUGAAACAAACGAAGAUACCGAAGAGAAGACUUCUGGAACAUCAUCUGAAGAAGAAAAGCAGAAAGUGUUCAGAAAACAAUCAAACAAAUAA
Helianthus annuus (common sunflower) is the source of this 768-nucleotide messenger RNA. Its product is annotated as myosin heavy chain, clone 203-like. The transcript is spliced from 5 exons. The coding region runs from base 1 to 768 and encodes 255 amino acids. The record is from RefSeq and is a predicted model, not a curated record. NCBI's taxonomy places the organism in Eukaryota, Viridiplantae, Streptophyta, Magnoliopsida, Asterales, Asteraceae.